Molecule: messenger RNA, 867 nt
Organism: Alosa alosa (allis shad)
Lineage: Eukaryota; Metazoa; Chordata; Actinopteri; Clupeiformes; Clupeidae
Gene: atraid
Product: all-trans retinoic acid-induced differentiation factor
Exons: 7
Coding region: 32-727 (231 amino acids)
Biological process (GO): positive regulation of osteoblast differentiation
Cellular component (GO): intracellular membrane-bounded organelle
Source: RefSeq, a predicted model, not a curated record
GACGGUUUAAAAGUCACAUGAUGAGAAGAAGAUGACAGCUGAACGGUUGUUGACAUUUGGGGCUGUCGUUUUUGUAUUAUUUGAUGGAAACCUUGUUUGUCACGCCACUGAAUCACAGGUAGGCCUAUGUCUCAUGUGCGACGGCACAGUGUUGAAUGGUAGUGCUGUUUGGAAUUUUUGCACAUCAUCUGCUGGUGAGAUUAAUGGACGAUGCUGUUUACAAAAGGACAACACUAGCGGUGCCGUCUGUAUUACUGGACUAGAUAUAUCACACUGCAAUUUAAGUGUUGUGGAAGAUCUCAGUGAGGCCUCCACAUCGACAAUGAUAGAUCUGUCUUUCAACCCAAUUUCGAACCUGAGCGAUCUGGUGUUCCAAGGCUUCAGCCAGCUGUCCUAUGUAAUACUUCCCUCAAACCUAACAUGUCCUGGUGGCAAUGCAUCAUGGGAGAAGACAGAGGUCAACAGUGAAUACAGACUAUGUGAGGGACAAAUUAACGCCUGCAAUCAAACCGGGCACAUGUCCUGGGACUGUCCACAAAACUCCCUGUGCUCUCCCUAUGGACCAAGUUUCUUUGCAUGUAGUUGUGCAGAGGAUUUCCAUGGAUACAAGUGCCUGAGAGAGGGUGAAUUUCCCACAGCAAAAGUAUUUGGGAUUCUUGGAGGGUCUACCGUCCUGACGUCCAUUCUGUUAUGGGUUACCCAGAGGAGAAAGGCCAAAGCCAUGUGACUUCAGAGUUUUCAUCAUGAAGCAGCUGUCUACAGACGUCUCCUCAGAUCAUGCUGACGGCUUCUAUAUCGCCAUUUUGAAGAGAACUGACAAUUGUUUUAAACUGACAUGCUAAUAAGGACAAUGACAUUUUUUGAAAA